CUUUUUUAUUCUCAACUGGUGUAAGCCUAAAUAUAACCAUAGGACAUUGUGACUAUUUCACUUUGAGUUUUUCUUUUGUUUGUUUGUUUUUUUGUCCUUCAUCCUCGUCUAUUUUUCUCCCUAAUUAACUUUUAAAUUAUCUUAAAAAGACAACCAAAUCUUAGUUUUUACAGUUCCGCUUAAAAAACUGUUGUAUUGGAAAAUUUUAUUUUGAAAGUUCAGUAUUACGUAAUGUAUUGCGUAAGGCUUUUUUCUUCCGCGCGCAGGAACGCCUGAGUCACGUGACAUCGGGAGACCCUUUUUUUUGUUCUCUCGUGGCUGAAAGUGGGGCAGCAGGAAGGACCAUGUCUGCGGUUCUGGUGGUACACGGUGGGGCAUGGGCCAUACCAGAUGAGCUCGCCGAAGCUUCUGUUGAUGGAGUGAAAACUGCAGCACGCAAGGGAUUUGUAGUGCUGAGAAAUGGUGGAAGCGCUUUAGAUGCUGUGGAAGCAGCUGUGAAAUCUUUGGAGGAUAACACAGUGUUCAAUGCAGGACAUGGUGCCACAUUAAACAUUGAUGGAGAAGUGGAGCUGGAUGCCAUCAUCAUGGAUGGAAGAACCCUUAACUGUGGUGCUGUGUCCUCAGUGAAGAAUAUUGCUAAUCCUGUAUCACUGGCACGGGCAGUAAUGGAGAAGACUUCUCACAUCAUGCUGACAGGAAAAGGUGCAAACCUGUUUGCAGAGAGCGUUGGCUUCAGCACAGUUCCUACUGAUACACUGGUGUCUGAAUUUGAGAGGAAAGAAUGGGAGAGACACAAAACUUAUGUUACUGGAGUAUUGGAGGAUUUUAACACUCAGUGGGCUCAUGAUACAGUUGGAGCGGUUGCUGUUGACAGUUCCGGCAAUGUUGCAUGUGCAACAUCUACUGGAGGGAUUAGGAAUAAGAUGGUUGGGCGAGUAGGAGAUUCGCCUGUCAUUGGAUGUGGAGCAUAUGCAGACAACUUCAGCGGUGCAGUGUCUUGUACCGGUCAUGGAGAAUCCAUUCUCAAAGUCACGCUGGCCAAACUCAUCCUCUCACAUGUUGAACAAGGUGAGUCAGUCGCAGAUGCCUCACAGCUGGCCCUGCAGUACAUGGGUGAGCGUGUCCAGGGAGCAGGAGGUGCUAUCACAGUUUCUCCGUCAGGAAAGUGGGCUGCCACUUUCACCACACAGCGAAUGGCUUGGGCUGCUGCAGAAAACGAUGUGCUGUGGAGUGGAUUGGACCCAAAUGAAAGAAAGAAAGAGAAUCUGAACUAGCAGCAGCAUUAGUCAUUGUCUCUGACAGUAAAUGUUAAAUUCACAAUGUUUAGGUCAGUGAGCAAUUUUUAGUUUAUCAUUUUAAUCAGAAUUUAUGUGUAACUGAAAUAAUAUCCAGAAAAAAUACUUUACACUUGGAACAUUUUCACUUUAGCCUAUAAGUUGUGAAAAUAUUGUGUUAAUAGAUACAACUAUUUUUACUAACUGUGAAUUUUAAAUAAAUGUUUUAAGUGUGCAUUUUUAAAA
Oryzias melastigma (Indian medaka) is the source of this 1520-nucleotide messenger RNA. RefSeq names its product isoaspartyl peptidase/L-asparaginase. Gene Ontology annotation, molecular function: asparaginase activity. The record is from RefSeq and is a predicted model, not a curated record. The transcript has 7 exons. Bases 345 to 1274 code for a protein of 309 amino acids. NCBI's taxonomy places the organism in Eukaryota, Metazoa, Chordata, Actinopteri, Beloniformes, Adrianichthyidae.